Molecule: messenger RNA, 1092 nt
Organism: Camelina sativa (false flax)
Lineage: Eukaryota; Viridiplantae; Streptophyta; Magnoliopsida; Brassicales; Brassicaceae
Source: RefSeq, a predicted model, not a curated record
AUGGUCGGAGAAGCGUCGAGCAGCCGCCCAAAGAGGCAACAAGUACCUUCCAUUGCUCAAUCCGUAAUCCCAGAUGGUGGUGAAGAAGAUGCGGUGGAAGUGGAACGAUGGGGGACGUUGUUCGAGUUAGAUCUUCUCGACUGUCCCAUUUGUUGUGUCACACUCACGAACCUGCGUAUCUUUCAGUGUGACAAUGGACAUGUAGCGUGCCCUUCUUGCUGGAAAAAAUGCUUUGCUUGCACUUUGCCUAUUGGUAAGUAUCGAUGUAGAAGAAUGGAGAGAGUUGUUGAAGCAGUCAUUGUCUCAAACGUCAAACAUCGUUACACCGUGGUGGUUAAAAAGAAGAUCCAAUCCUUCGGUGGAGAAGCGUCGAGCAGCGGCCGAAGGAGGCAACGAGUUCUCUUAGUUUUUGAAGAAGAAUGUGAGACUGAUGGUGGAGGAGAUUUGGUGGUACGGCCUGGGAAGUUGUUCGAGCUCGAUCUUCUCGAUUGUCCUGUUUGCUGUGAUGCACUCACGGAUCAUAUCUUUCAGCAAUCAUUUUCCCUUGCCCAAACGCCAAACGGUUGUAACGAGACGAUCUCUUAUGGCAAAGAAUUAGCCCACAAGAAGAAAUGCAGCUUCGUUCUGUGCUACUGUCCUGCACUGAACUGCAACUACUCCAGCGUGUACAAGAAUCUCUACAGUCAUUACGCUGCUAAUCACAAGGACACUAACAAACGUUUCAGGUAUGGCUAUUCCCAUCAUGUAUACCUGGACAUUGAGACGAAGAUUUCGGUCCUUCAGGAAUAUGCGGAUGGUCCAUUAGUUGUGGUUCAGUGUUUCAAGGAACCACAAGGAAUGUAUUUUACUGUGAACUGUAUAGCACCUCCUUCUCCAGGAGUUGGAAAGUUUUCCUAUGAUAUAUCCUACUCGACGGCAGGUAACACUAUGACAUUUACAUCUUCGAAGAUGAAUAAAUUACAGGAAGUGAGCUUCCAAAUUCCGAAGAUGGACUUUAUGUUAGUUCCUGACUAUCUCUUCGAUCCGAGGUUUUUGUUGAAGCAUAUGCGUAUUUGCAUCCGCAGCCUAGAAGAAGAAGAAGAUGAAGAAGAA